UGCGUUUCCAGGGAGUGAUGGGCGGUGCUGCCACAGAAUCAGAACAAGGAAGUGAGUCGCUUGAACGAAAUCAGUCGGAGCUUGGAGAAACCGAGAAUCGAUAGCGCACGCUGCAUUCAGUAUGAGUAAAAAAGGAGCAUAUCCUCAGCAGCAAAGUUAUCCGACACAGCAGCCGACAAUGGCUCCGCCAAAACAACAGCCCACCGCUCAAGCUGCUCAGGCACCACCUUACACCGAAGCUCCUCCAUCUUAUGCCGAGCUUCACCAGCAGCCAAGAUUUGUCCAGGCUCCACCUGGUUAUCCAGGUGGCUUCUAUGUGCCACGCACAAGCCAAAUGCAAAUGGGUCCACCUGGGGCAGCCGUGCCCAUACAGUACUAUGCAGUGCCACAAGUCUUCUCUCCAUCUUCAACUGUGGUCGUGAAGGAUGGGUUUGAUGCAGGUGCCAGGUUUGGGGCAGGAGCCACUGCUAAUAUUCCACCUCCUCCACCUGGUUGCGCUCCUAACGCUGCUCAGAUUGCAGCCGUGCAGAGUGGCAACGUUGUUAUGACCCAGAGAAAGGCCGACUGGAUUUCUGGUGGCUCAGAUGGUGGUUACACAAUCUGGUAAACAGAUGAAAGCAUCAACAAGAACAUGUUAUUGGAAGGAACCAUUAACCUUUUAUUUGUUUAGAUAAGUAAUGGGUGUAUCUUGAUAACUAAGCUGCUUUGAAAUAUUUUAAAAACCUUCUCUCUUUUUGUGCAGAGUUUAAAGUUGUAGUAUAUCUGUUAAGCAGGGAGAAAUGCUCAUAAAACAGAAGAGUCACUUUUAAAAAAGAAAUUUUAAAAAUGUUGUUUUGUGCCUUUUUUUAGAUCAGAAUAAACUCCCAAAGAACUGUGGAUGCUGGAAAUGAGAAAUUGUUCAAAGCUCAAUAGGUCUGACCGCAUCUGUGGAGAGAAAUCUGAGUUAACGUUUCAGGUUGGAUCGCUGAAACAAAUGUUAACUCUAAUUUCUCCCUCCACGGAUGCUGCCAGACUUGCUGAGCUUUCCCAAUUAAUCAGAAAGUGGCUUCAAUUGAUAAAUAAAACAACACUUUCGGUGCAUUGUCUGUUUGCUAUGUCUCUGAUCACAUUUCAAAAUAUUGAUUUUUGUCUAUGAAGGACAGAAAUGUGUGGGUAACUGCUGUUAAUGAGAAAUGUAUAAAACCUCAUGAUGUUCUUCACUUUUUUCAAAAAUACAUGCGAUUUUUGAUGGCUGUGAAUAGGUCUCCAAAGGGUUAAUUGUGCUCAUCCCUGAAAGGGAAAUUGAGCUUUUUCACCUGUAACCUCUUGAACUGUCUCUUUGCGUAAAUAUCAGUUUUCUUCUUGGAGGGGUCAGGAAUUUUUCUUUCCCACUGUGUGUUUUGAUGGUCACUUUUGAGCCCAUUUGCAAUGUGAUUUGUCCAGAGCACCACAACUGAUUUUUAAUUAAAAAAAAACUUUCUAGACCACUGAUUUUUGUUAAAGGCAAUGGCGCAAUGCAUGGAUGUGGCUAGAAUCAGAGCACCUAAAAUGGUUCAUUUCCAGACUGAAUCCUCACAGGAUCAGGGACGUCUUCUGUUUACCUCUUGGCUCUUUCUGAAAAUGCUAAUUUGUGCUUCUCAUUGAAGGAGAACACUCUCUCUCUUUUUGACCAAUCAUUUCUCAGCUUCUGGAGUGAAUUGCUGAUUUUGUAUUUGCUAUGACAAGUCUGUUUAAUUCUCUAUGUUCAGUUACCAACUUGUACUUGGGGAGUGGGGGGAAAAGAUGGCCUGAGUGAAAGGACCAGAAGUAUCAUUGUUGUGUUGGGUGGCAUUCUAACAUGUUACAUUAGCCUGCCUGUCUGGUGCUUCAUAUGUCUGGGAUAAAUAAAGCAUUUUUGUUUUGGCAA
This is a messenger RNA of Stegostoma tigrinum, 1885 nucleotides long. Its product is annotated as DAZ-associated protein 2. The transcript has 4 exons. Lineage: Eukaryota; Metazoa; Chordata; Chondrichthyes; Orectolobiformes; Stegostomatidae. The record is from RefSeq and is a predicted model, not a curated record. Bases 122 to 607 code for a protein of 161 amino acids.